Phalaenopsis equestris is the source of this 1911-nucleotide messenger RNA. Its product is annotated as probable acyl-activating enzyme 5, peroxisomal. The record is from RefSeq and is a predicted model, not a curated record. Lineage: Eukaryota; Viridiplantae; Streptophyta; Magnoliopsida; Asparagales; Orchidaceae.
GUCUGCAUAAAUACCUCCCCACUAGCUCCGAACCGAAGCAAUCCCCACACUGCUCCCUGUACACCGUCCUGUUCCGUCCUGUUGCUCCGACUCACAUCAACAACUCUGUUGUCCGCCAUGGAUAAGCUCGGGCCCAAUUCCGCAAAUAACACCCCCCUAUCUCCUCUCGGCUUCAUCGAACGCACAGCCAUCAUCCAUGGCGACCGCCCCUCCGUCGUCUACAACCAGACGGUGUACACCUGGUCGGAAACCUACCACCGCUGCCUCCGCCUCGCCUCCGCCCUCUCCUCCCAUCUCCGAAUCUCCCCCGCUGAUGUGGUAUCCGUUCUCUCCCCCAACCUUCCCGCCAUGUACGAGAUGCACUUCGGUGUUCCGAUGAGCGGCGCAGUUUUGAACACCAUCAACACCCGCCUCGACGCAAGGACGAUCUCUGUCCUCCUCCGACACUCCGGCUCCCGUGUCCUCUUCGUCGACAUCCUUUCCUUUCCCCUCGCUCGCUCCGCCCUCGCCCUCCUUCCCUCCGAUCAUCGCCCCCCGCUUCUCAUCCCCAUCGAAGAUCCCUACGAAGACCCCUGUGACCUAACUGGCUUCGACCUCACCUACGAAAAGCUCAUAGCUCUCGGCGACCCCGAUUUCCGGUGGAUCCGGCCGGCGAGCGAAUGGUCUCCAAUGAUCCUAAACUACACGUCUGGCACCACAUCCGCGCCCAAAGGCGUCGUCCAUUGCCAUCGCGGCAUAUUUCUCGUCUCCACGGACUCUCUCAUUCACUGGUGCGUUCCGCAUCACCCUGUUUACCUCUGGACCCUUCCCAUGUUCCACGCUAAUGGCUGGUGUUUCCCGUGGGGCAUGGCGUUAGCCGGCACCAACGUCUGCCUCCGCCGAUUUGACGGCCCCGCUGUCUUCGCGGCCAUUGCCGAAAACCGCGUCACCCACCUCUGUGGCGCUCCCGUCGUCCUCAACAUGCUGGCAAACUGUCCACCCACCGCUCGCCAUGCCCUCCACGGAGCCGUUCAAAUCCUCACAGCAGGAGCGCCGCCCCCCGCUGCGGUCCUCGCCCGCAUCGAAUCCCUUGGAUUCGUUGUAAGCCAUGGCUAUGGCCUUACUGAAACUGGCGGGUUGGUGGUGUCCUGUGCAUGGAAAGGGGAUCAUUGGGAUCGAUUGCCGGCAGGGGAGCGGGCAAGGAUGAAGGCAAGGCAAGGGAUAAGGACGCCGAUGAUGACGGCGAUGGAUGUCGUUGAUGGAGCUACUGCUCGGAGCGUGCCUUGGGAUGGAGUGACGAUGGGGGAAGUAGUCCUGCGUGGCGGGCAUGUGAUGUUGGGGUACUUAAAAGACGAAGAGGCGACCGCGAAGGCGAUUAAGAAUGGAUGGUUUUACACCGGCGAUGUGGGGGUUAUGCACUCCGACGGGUAUUUGGAGAUUAAAGAUAGAUCCAAGGAUGUGAUCAUUAGUGGCGGAGAGAACAUAAGCAGUGUGGAGGUAGAAUCUCUGAUGUACGGGCAUCCGGCGGUGAACGAGGCGGCCGUGGUGGCACGGCCGGAUGAGUAUUGGGGGGAAACGCCGUGCGCGUUUGUGGGGUUGAAGGCGGAGUUAGUCGGGAAGCCUCCGAUGGAGGCGGAGAUGAUUGCUUGGUGCAGGGAGAAGAUGCCGCAUUACAUGGUGCCGAAAUCUGUUGUUUUUCUGCCGGAACUACCCAAGACGUCGACGGGGAAGAUACAGAAGUAUGUGCUUAGGAAUAUGGCAAAGAAGCUGGGACCGCUGCCCGCCGGCGCUGGAAAGGGACGUGGUGCGGCUAACCAGGUGAGUAAGCUGUGAACUUUUGAUGUCUGAUGAGCUCGGUUUCUCUGUGCUUUUCUCAUUAUAUGAAUUCGGUACUUGUGAAUGGAAGAUAUUGAAUCACAUUGUAAGUUUGGC